AUAUGGUGCUGGUAUUCGAUACAAGACAUCUUAUUGAUGACUAGUUGCGCCAUCUGUUGAUCAGUAAUUUAUACGUUAAAUUUACCACUCUUGAAGAAUUCUACUCAGAGCAUUCGUUAAAUUGUUGAAAAUUUUGUCGAUUUACUUUUCCGUUAAAAGUUCGACAACCGGAUCAAGUUAGUUGAAAUUCAUUGAAUUUUAAUUUUAUAAAAUGAGAAUAACAACAAAAUAAGAUAACCAUUUUAGACAUCGAUAUCUGAGAAGAGAAGUCCAAACAUCCAUUAUAAGCUCUUCGUGAAAAUCUUUUAGGGUGCAUAUGAUCUAGAUCAAAGAUAUUCUGAAAUGACAAACACAGAACGAGGGAAAUUUUUCCUGAUUCCAGUCGCGCAAAUUUUCAAACCAAAACAAUCCUGGCAGCUUUUCGUUCGGCGUUCGGAAAUUGAAAAUUUCGUUGCCUUUUGCGGUAGAUUAGUGCCCUAAAUACUUAAAAAUGGCUCAACAGAUGGAGAAAAACGUGGCCUCCGUGGUGACUGCCGAUCAGGAAGAGGAUGACUGCGGACCGCUGUUGAUCGGCAAGUUAGAGGGCAAUGGCAUCACAUCAGGGGAUCUCAAGAAACUGGCCGAAGCCGGAUUCCACACCGUUGAGGCAGUUGCUUUUGCUCCGAUCAAGCAUCUGGUCGCCAUCAAAGGCAUAUCGGAGGCCAAAGCGGAGAAAAUUCUACUGGAAGCAACUAAGCUGGUCCCUAUGGGAUUUACCACUGCCACCGAGUACCACCAGAAGCGAUCGGAAAUUAUCCAGCUGACGACGGGUUCGAAGGAAUUGGACAAGCUGCUCGGUGGAGGCAUUGAGACGGGAAGUAUUACUGAGUUAUUCGGGGAAUUCAGAACAGGAAAAACUCAAAUCUGUCACACGCUUGCUGUUACAUGUCAACUUCCGGUAAGCCAAAACGGUGGUGAAGGUAAGUGUUUGUAUAUCGAUACUGAGGGCACAUUCCGCCCGGAACGAUUACUUGCCGUGGCUGAGCGGUAUAAACUAGUCGGAACGGAUGUGCUCGAUAAUGUGGUUUAUGCGCGCGCUUUCAACUCAGACCACCAGAUGAAACUUUUGGUCCAAGCUUCGGCGAUGAUGGUCGAAUCUCGUUAUGCUCUGCUGAUUGUGGACAGUGCAACGGCAUUAUUCCGAACGGACUACAGUGGCCGGGGUGAGCUGAACGCUCGCCAGGUUCAGCUGGGGAAGUUCCUGCGAAUGUUGCUCCGACUGGCGGAUGAGUUUGGAGUGGCGGUCGUUAUUACCAAUCAGGUGGUAGCACAAGUGGAUGCGGCAGCCAUGUUCACACCCGACCCGAAGAAACCCAUCGGUGGCCAUAUUUUGGCACACGCUUCAACGACACGACUGUACCUGAGGAAAGGACGAGGCGAGACGAGAAUUUGUAAGAUUUAUGAUUCACCUUGCUUGCCGGAAAGUGAAGCCAUGUAUGCGAUCAAUGCGGACGGAAUCGGAGAUGUGAAAGAAUAGUCUAGGCUUUUAUUGUGGACGAAUGGCAGAUAAGUAUGGGAAAUAACAUGAUUUGAAUGUGUGAAUUACGGAUGAAUGAAGAUUUCAGAUUUCGUUUCAAGUGAUGACUGUUGAAUUAUAAUAUUUAUAUUAAUGCGAAA
Aedes aegypti (yellow fever mosquito) is the source of this 1656-nucleotide messenger RNA. RefSeq names its product DNA repair protein RAD51 homolog 1 (gene spn-A). Gene Ontology annotation, biological process: mitotic recombination-dependent replication fork processing; DNA recombinase assembly; DNA strand invasion. Lineage: Eukaryota; Metazoa; Arthropoda; Insecta; Diptera; Culicidae. Gene Ontology annotation, molecular function: single-stranded DNA binding; ATP binding; ATP hydrolysis activity. Bases 491 to 1516 code for a protein of 341 amino acids. The transcript is spliced from 3 exons. The record is from RefSeq and is a predicted model, not a curated record. Gene Ontology annotation, cellular component: condensed nuclear chromosome.